AUGGCCGACAUGCAUGCUCGACACAUCGAAAAUCUUCCGAGUCAGUAUAUCGAUGCAGCGAGAGCUUUAUCGAAAGCCAGAGCGCUCAAAUUUCUCACAGAUAUAUGGUUCCCAAUCUUCAAAUCAGCCGUACAUGUCCUCUACAGAAACAAAACAAUACCUCUGACAUCGCACAAUGAUUACCCUCGUUUCCCCUAUGGUUACGUCCGAGGGAUUGUGGAUAAUAUCUCGGAUGCCCCAAAAUUGGCUGGCAGCGUCCUCGGUCAAGAGGUGGAGGUUUACACUGUCCCAGCCCCGGUCAGUCAGCACAUGCCUGCUCGAGAUGGUUCCAAGGAUGAAGCAGAUCCCAGCGAUGUACGUGAAGAUAACAAGGCUCGACGUUCUUCUCUCUCCCGGACUAGCCCCGCCGACUUGGAAUUUCGAACACACGACGUUCCAAGCCAGCAGGGAAUAUGGACAGCUGUUUCCUAG
This is a messenger RNA of Guyanagaster necrorhizus, 471 nucleotides long. RefSeq lists its product as uncharacterized. Bases 1 to 471 code for a protein of 156 amino acids. The record is from RefSeq and is a predicted model, not a curated record. The transcript has 2 exons. Lineage: Eukaryota; Fungi; Basidiomycota; Agaricomycetes; Agaricales; Physalacriaceae.